AUGUCGCGAUUUCAGACUGGAUGUACUGAAGCUAAUCCUACUCCGCAAAUCCUUCCGGUGCUCAUGUCGCUUGAGAGCAAGCCAAUCGUCUCGAGUGCAAAGUUAUUCGGUCAAGACAUUCACUUGAGCUUUGGGUUGCCAACCAACGUUAGACACUACGACAUCAACCCACCGAUAGAAUAUAUCUGUCUGACAUUCUUUUCUCUUGAAUUGAGUGGGCAUAGGACAGACCUUAAAAAUAGCUCGCUUCUGUUCGUGAUGCAGAGAUGGCUAGAAGGCGUGCUAGCAGAGUCGCCUUCGGAAGUGCUUUAUCCGAUUGCGUCAGGAUCAAGUACAGGCAAAACAAUUACUGCAGCAACAGAAGAUGUCGAUUCGUCCGACGACAAAACACUUGAAUUGUGGCUAAGCAUUAGCAUUCCAGUCGUAUUUCUUAUAGCAUUUAUAAUUGUCAUGUACAUUUGCUGCAAGCGACGAAAGAGAAGGCAAGUUGAGUUCGACCUUGAGACGAGAUCACCGACAUUUCCUGGUCAUUUAAUAGGACGUCGGAAAGGAGGAUCAAUUAAUGGAAUGGUAUUGACUGUCGAAGACGAAGAAGCGCUCGCGUCUUGGAGAAUCGACGCCGAGACGAUCGUACCAAUUCGACCAUUAGGAGCAGGAGCUUAUGGUACUGUCUGGCUUGCAACAUAUUUAGGCGAGACAGUUGUGGUGAAGAAAUUAUCACCACCCAUGCCACCGUCUUUGCCACGUACGAAAUCGUGGCGUAAAGGUAGUCGACAUAGUCGUCAAGGUCUUAUCGGGACAAGUGCUAUAGCUAAUUCGAAUUCAAAGUCACGGACAAAGUCAAGGGGAUCUCAAGGUAAGAGUGCGUUGCCACGUUUCGUCGCUGAAAUUCGGUUCCUCGCGACUUUAAGUCAUCCAAAGAUUGUAGCAUUUUACGGUGUAGCGUGGACAACGCCACUGCGAGGGGACGCUAACGCUGGCUCGACAAAUGCGACAGACCUUCAGAUGGUGCUUGAGUUUAUGAGUGGUGGUGAUCUACGACAAUAUUUAGCACGUACUCGUAGUGAUGCACGCGCUCGUGCUUGGGGAUCAAAAAAGUUAUCAAUGGCUUUAGACAUUGCCGAGGCAAUUGCUUACUUACAUUCAAGACAACCAAAACCAAUUCUUCAUCGUGAUUUAAAAUCGAGUAAUAUUUUACUUGAUUCGACAUUUACUGCUAAAGUCGCUGACUUUGGAGUGAGUCGAUAUGGCAUUGCACACUCGCCAACUUUUGGAAGUGAUAGUGAUGAUAAUUCAAGUGAUCAAUUUGCUAUGACACGAUCAAUUGGUACAAGUCGAUGGAUUGCACCUGAAGUUUUAUCAGGAGAAGCACAAUAUUCAACGGCUGUUGAUAUGUACUCAUUUGGAGUUAUUUUAUCGGAAUUAGAUAGUCAUGAACUUCCAUUUUCAGAAGUUACAUUAUCAAAUGGACAACCAUUGCCAGAAGCUGCAGUAGUUGAAUUAUUGCGAACUGGAGCAAUUCAUCCGUCACUGUCGACACGCUGUCCACGAGGUGUCGCGGCUUUGAUGAUGGAAUGUAUGAAACUUGAGCCAACAUCACGUCCGACUGCAGUCAUGGCUGUAAAUAAAUUACGAAAACUUUUAGAGCGUGAACGUCGUGUAAGUGACAUUGGCGAUGAUGUGAGUACAAGUGACCAGAAUUCCUUUCUUGGUACACGUGAAGAUCUUGGAAGUUUUUACAGUAGCAGUGUCACUAGCUCCAGCGUAUCGAUCGAGCGUGGAUUUAACUACGCAGUUCUUGAAGAACGAUAG
Messenger RNA from Plasmopara halstedii, 1812 nucleotides. Its product is annotated as tkl protein kinase. Lineage: Eukaryota; Oomycota; Peronosporomycetes; Peronosporales; Peronosporaceae. The transcript has a single exon. The coding region runs from base 1 to 1812 and encodes 603 amino acids. Gene Ontology annotation, molecular function: ATP binding; protein kinase activity. Gene Ontology annotation, biological process: protein phosphorylation. The record is from RefSeq and is a predicted model, not a curated record.